AUGGGUCUCCUUAUCCCUUCGAUUGUCUUCUUUAUGCAGGCUCUUGUAGAAGCCGUACAAUUGCAGUCUGCACCACCAAAUUCGAGUUGGAUUAGCCAUCUCAGGGUGCUUGGUGAUGGCUGCUCCAGCGCCACGGCUCAGGUUGCUCCUGAUUCCAGCAGCUUCACUAUCACCUGGAAGCUCAACCAACCUGACCAAGCACUGGCGCUGGCCGAAGUUCAAGCUGCUGGAACGCGCAAAUUGACAUGCGGCGCGGCGUUCGUACUUGAAAUGCCCCCUGCGCAGUCCAAUCGCUCAGCAAUAUUUCUGGAUAGCGAAAGAAGCGGGACUUGGCAACUGCAGCCUGGGUCCCGGGCGAGCAUACAGUCUUCCAUGGCAGGACUUAGUGACCUUUGGCCUUCUGAACCUCAACCGAUCGAAUUGUCCGAGUCCGAACCGUUUCGAGUGUCUUCCCCUAUCUAUGCAUCGGGGGCUAACGGGGCUGAAGGGAGUGUGGAGUAUUGCCAACUCGAACAUAGGGCCAUCGAAUGGUGA
Messenger RNA from Diaporthe batatas, 534 nucleotides. RefSeq lists its product as uncharacterized. Lineage: Eukaryota; Fungi; Ascomycota; Sordariomycetes; Diaporthales; Diaporthaceae. The coding region runs from base 1 to 534 and encodes 177 amino acids. The transcript has 3 exons. The record is from RefSeq and is a predicted model, not a curated record.